Molecule: messenger RNA, 933 nt
Organism: Abrus precatorius (Indian licorice)
Lineage: Eukaryota; Viridiplantae; Streptophyta; Magnoliopsida; Fabales; Fabaceae
Product: squamosa promoter-binding protein 1-like
Exons: 2
Coding region: 220-753 (177 amino acids)
Cellular component (GO): nucleus
Molecular function (GO): DNA binding
Source: RefSeq, a predicted model, not a curated record
UCACAUCUCUCACUAUCUUCUCUUCUAGUCCAUGGCACCGCCACAUCAAUAAAAACAAAGCUUUUAAGCGAGGUGUUGAGAGAAUGGAGCACUUUGUGGUCCUCAUUCGCCACAAAUACUCUCUCUCUCACACACACACACUUUUUCACCUUUAUUUCCUCUGGUUCAUCACCCUCAAACUUACCUUCCAACUUGCAACUCUUUCAGUUCUCACCCUUCAUGGACAAGGUGAAGAGGGAGGGCAUGGAAGAUUGUGUUCACAGCCAAAAUGGGUACUUGGAGUUGGAGGAGGACAAGAAGAAGAAAGGGGUGUUGGCGAUGGGUAGGAAGAAAGGGUCUGCAAGUGCUGGUGGUGGUAGUAGUGGCAAUAGCAUGCGCUGUUGUCAAGCUGAGAAGUGCAACGUUGAUCUUCAUGAUGCUAAGCAGUACCACAGAAGACACAAGGUGUGUGAAUAUCAUGCCAAGGCUCAAGUGGUGAUUGUGGCUGGCAUCAGACAACGCUUUUGUCAGCAAUGUAGCAGGUUCCACGAAUUAGCUGAAUUUGAUGACAAAAAAAGAAGUUGCCGCAGGCGUUUGGCUGGACACAAUGAGCGGCGGAGAAAGAACUCUGAUCAGUCUCAAACAGAAGGCUCAAACCUUCAAGGGACAAGCCCUCAUUUGAAGGACAUUGCUUGUGGACAUGCUAAUGACAGGGGAAGAAUUCACAUCACAAAUCAAGAAAAUGAUGCCUACAAACAUUUUCAGAUAAGAUGAGUUCUGUUUUCAUAUCAACUUUGCUCUCUCUCUUCUGUCAUCCUGGAGAUGUUUUAGUUCAACUCUUCCUGUGUCACAUUCAUGUUGAAGAAUGAUAUGCAUUUAAAUAAAUAAUUUUUUCAUAAUAACAAAAGAAAAACUAACCUAAGAAAUAUAGUGACAUUCAUUUCAAGGUGUCGC